CGCAGAGAACUAAACACGAGGCCAAUAUGGCGGCCGGACAAACGUCUGGUAGUAAGAACCUAAACGAUUUUGAAUCUGUUUUAGAACUCGUCCAUCGACAAGCAAAUAAAUUUUUCACAGGAAUGUAAGUAACUCAUAGAGAACCGAUCAACUGUUCGAUUAGAGCAUAAAGCACCCUUCCUGUCGUCUUUGUUUAGGUUGUCGAGACAGUAGUCUCUACUCACCACCUCUAGUAUCUAUUUGGAAAUCUUAUUGCAGAUCUACUAUGAAGCGUUCUAUCACAAAUGAUGCAAUCUCAUUGGCUAUGCUACUCGUUAUUCAUUUAACAAAUAUAUUUUAUGUUACCCGUGAGCUAAUGUUCAGUUAUCACAGAUGUUGUCAAAAUGUGGUCAGAACAAAAACGUAACACACGAGGUGCUGCCUCCUAGUUUUAUCUGUAUCCUCUGUGAUCAGUUACUGAACAGACCCUCAGUAACAUGGGAUCUAUUGGUUUUGCAUGGUAAAAAAGCAGAGUGUUCUUACUGGUGAUGCCAUCUAUGCAUCUGUCCUCAAGUAGAGAAUAAGUAAGAACUAAUCAGAAAAGCAUGUAUAGUUCAGCUUAUAAUAUAAUCUGUGAUAGAUAUUUACUAGCCUUGGGGUAUGUGAUUGUGAACAAAGUACGAUUAAAACAUAGGCUAGCUGUCUUGUUGUUAAGUUUCCAAUGAAAAACCAUUAGAUUAUUUGCUCCCAAUUUUUGCCUCUUCCACUAUCAUGUGAUAGGAAUUGCAGGCUCAUGAUCUAAUUAUAAAAUAGAUCUGCUCUUAGUUUCAUACCCCUUAUUUGUUAACAUAUUUGUAAUGUUUACAAAUAUAUUGUGUUCAUUUUCAGGCAAGUGAGGUCUGGUAUGUCAUAUUCGAUAGAAGAUGCGAAAAGUGAGUAAAAAGUAUUUGUAAAGAAAUAGGCAGAAAUAGUCAGUGAAGUCAUUUUGAAUUUACAUGAAACUCUACUGUUGUACAUAUGAUCUGUUUACAACCCUACCCUUUUUGUAUUUAAGUAACUGACCUCUUUACCCUUGUAGUUAAUUGACCUUCAUGGUAUAGCAAUCAUUUGUGAAAUCAAGACAGAAUUCAUGCAUCAAUAUCAGUAUCUGGGCAACUGCCCACCUACCCCUCCCCUAACCCAACAUUAACCCUAACUUGUUAUCAAUUGACUGUUGUAGAGUUAGGGGAGGGGUAGGUGGACAGUUGCCCAGAUACUGAUAUUGAUCUGAAUUCACUUUACCUGUUUGCCUUUUAGAUUGACAAUCAGCUAAUUUCUCUUUACAGUAUUCCCACUACAUCUAACUUUAGGGUCACAAGAAUAAAGUAAAGGAUUGUCAAAGAAAGAAAGAAGCAGUGAAUUUUUUGGACAAAUUCUGCUUGUCAGCACCAUAAGGAAUGUAUGGAGAUCAGCAUGGGGGACAUGCUUUGUAGGGAAGAUAACUGAUCUGUUUUAACUCUACACCCCAACAUCAGUAUGCAUAUUCUCCAUACUUUUCUCUAUACAUUUCCUAUGGUAGUGACAAGGAGAAUUUGUUUAACAAUCAGGAGCUUCUUUGGUUAGUGAUCAUUUCCUUUUUUCUCAUGACCUUCAUGGCCAAUUCAGGGAUGCAGGUAAUUUAGUGUUAACAACUGGGUUGAAAACGUAAAUUAGCCAUCGUAAAGGGUAAAAAAGCUGACGUUUCGAGCGUUAACCCUUUGUCAAUCGCUCUGACAAAGGGCUAACGCUCGAAAUGUCAGCUUUUUUAUCCUUUAUGGUGGCUAAUUUACGUUUUCAACCCAGUUGUUAACACUAAAUUACCUGCUAUACUCUCCCACCGACGCAGCACCACAGUUUCUUUAGAAACCUACCCCUUUAUUCAAUUCAGGGAUGAUAUGGUAAGGAUAAAUUAGAUUCUAGUCACUCUUAAAAUACCAAAUGUUAAUCAUAAAGUUCUUGCUUUUUCAAUCAAUCACGAACCAGCGGAUUUAGAUGGCUUGUCAAAGCUCACCGACACCUUACAUGAGAAGCUUCUAUCAUCAGGUGUCAAUGCCAUCCCAUUAGACUCUGAAAUGUUACAAUUGGAUUAUCAAGCAACAGUUAGAAAAGGACAAGAGGAAGCUGACCUCAACAGGAUUACGUUACAGAGGGUGCAAACAAACUGCGCUGCAUUGAAUAAAGCAAUGAAUAUACCAAGGAAGUCAUAAUUUAGCCAAAUGUUGCCAUAAACUUGAGGAUUGUUUUGAUGCAUCAACAAAAGGGUUUUCUCAAAUCUUAGACCUUUUCACUUUCAAGAUCUUGACAGUACUUCUCCUUACUGUCUGCCAAGCAUUUCUUACAAUUUUAGCAAUGAGAAUUUAAAUUAAAUAAUAUCCCUUGGUUGAUGUUUUAUUAGAUUCUCAUUGCCUGCCUGCUUGACAGUGGCUUGGCAUUGUACAGAGAAUUGACCUCUUGGCUGCUACUAAAAGGUUUAUGUAGGUAGAUGUUUCUGAAAUAAAGAGGGUAUUCAUCUCUAUCCUCUUGUAUGCUGCAUUCCAAGUUUAUAACUGAGGCGACUGGCCUUUGUAAAAUUAUUGAGAAUGACAUGUAAAUUUUGUUGACGAAUGACUCUCAAGUACUCAUGGGUAAGUGCUUUUCAGAGUUCAUCACCCUCUGCUAUUCAGGACAGUAACUUACAGUGUUCUUCCGAGACUUCUUUUGUAGCCAGCCAUAAAUUAGGCAACUUAACCCUUUAACUCCCAGAUCAAAUUUGUAAUAUUCCUAACUGUCAACCAUACAAUUCUUAUAAUGUUAGUUUAGAGAAUUUAGUAUUGGAUCAACUCAUCUCCAAUUGAUUUUUUUCUUUAUUUUCAUCACUUAUCUAGUUGAUAUUGUAUUGAUAUUGUAAGGAGAAAUUCUGUCACUCGUGGGAGUUAAAGGGUUAAGUAAGUAAAGUAAAGAAAAAGAUAAGUGUUUUACUAACAGUAACUGCUUUGUCAAAUUAAAGAAUUUCAGAAUUGAGUUGCUGGUGUUAUGAAACAUUCCAUCAACUGGGGGUGGGGGGCUAGGCAGCCACCAGUGCUUCUGGAGAACCUUGAAGUGAGCCAAUGGUCUGGGAAUAGGCACCAGAUUUAAUAGUGCAGUGGAAAUUGGGUGCAUUAGGUGUCAAUUGUUUUCAAUGGAAGUUAUGUCUGAUUCACAAAGAUGUGACAUAAGUCCAAGUUUAACUAAUUCAAUCUGAUGGGAUGGGUACCCAUUACAGAUGUCUGUCAGAAAGAGUGAUGGGAGUACUCUUCUCGCUAAUACAACAUGUAGAUGUGCACAAUACUGGCUAAAACUCCUAAGACAAGGUCACCAAAGGACUUACAUGUACUUAAAUCUUAGAGUGUUCAAAAUCCACUCCUUGCUUUCCUGUUCAUUGUGUGGGGGAAGGGGAGGGUGGAGAUCUCUGUGUCAUUAUAAUUUAUUGAUUUUGAACCUCUCUUGCUCAAGUUUCCUAUGCAUUUUGUCCAAGAUUGUGGUACAUUAUUGUUUAUUAUUUUGUGUAUUACAUAAACCCUUCAACUCCCAGAAGUGAUUAACAUCUAACUUCUCCCUGCAAUAUCCAUACAUUAUCCAGCAAACAGGUACUGAGAAUACUCC
Pocillopora meandrina is the source of this 3618-nucleotide messenger RNA. The record is from the annotation of a GenBank genome assembly. Lineage: Eukaryota; Metazoa; Cnidaria; Anthozoa; Scleractinia; Pocilloporidae.